AUUGACAUAAACCCGAACAAAUUCCAGAACCAACCACCAUUUCCCAUACAUAAACCUUCCACACCCGUACACGUAAAACCCACUAUCAUCAAAUCAAUUUACCCCUUCUUUUCCUCCAAAUUACACUAAUUGCCACUGCCUUCCUUCCUUCUUCUUCUUCUUCUUCUUCUUCUUCUUCUUCUUCUUCUUCUUCUUCUUCUUCUUUCUACUUCUACUUUCUUCUAUUCACACACGUGUCACACACACAUGAUGAACUCUCUUCAAUUCCGUUACUCUCCAAACUCCACGCGCCCUCAAUUUUCUCGCACUUUCCCGCCUCAAUAUAAUUUUCCAGCAAAUUUUCUGUUUCUAUCUUUACCAACAAGAUUCAACGGAAGAAGAAGAAGAAGAAAGCAAGGUUUCUCAAUUUGCUGUUCCUCGAAAACUGAUUCUCAGAUUGAAAAGAGUUCUAAUGAGAAAAACGAUGAACGUCCUCCGUUUGAUAUCAACCUUGCUGUUAUUCUUGCUGGUUUCGCCUUUGAAGCUUACACUACUCCUCCUGAAAACUUGGGUAGGCGUGAAGUCGAUGCUGCUGGUACCAAGACAAUCUAUCUUUCUGAGGAAUUUUUUCGUGAAAUUUAUGAUGGGCAAAUCUUCAUAAAGUUGAAAAAAGGAUCCAGAUUCCCCGCCAUGGAUCCAUGGGGAACAAGUGAUCCUUAUGUGGUCGUACAGAUGGGUUCUCAGACUGCUAAAAGCAAUAUCAAAUGGGGGACAAAAGAGCCAACAUGGAAUGAGGAGUUCACUUUUAAUUUUAAGCGGUCGGUGAUGAAACCUCUACAGGUUGCAGCUUGGGAUGCAAACCUUGUAACCCCUCACAAACGCAUGGGGAAUGCAGUCGUUGAUUUGGAAUGGCUUUGUGAUGGAGAUACGCAUGAAAUACUGGUGGAGUUGGAAGGAAUGGGUGGUGGUGGAGAGGUUUGGCUGGAGGUCAAAUAUAAGACCUUUGAAGAAAUUGAUGAUGAAAAAAAGUGGUGGAGGAUACCUUUUGUUUCUGACUUUUUAAAGAAUACUGGUUUUGAUUCUGCACUCAGAAAGGUUACUGGUUCUGAUACAGUACAAGUCAGCCAAUUUGUAGAAUAUGCAUUCGGGCAGUUAAAGUCAUUUAACAAUGAGAAGGUCCGGAUGUCUGAUACUGAUAAUGCUAAAUAUGAUAUUGAAAGCUCUGGGAAAUCAAAUAAUGAUACUGGUGGUUCAGAAGCCUCUAAUGAAGCUUCUAGUGAACAAAGAAACAUGGAAGAGUUUCGUUCAUGUGAUAGUGAAACUGAAAAUGGACACGCUUUGGAAGCAUCACCACAAGCUAGUGAGGAAGAGUUGUCAAAUCAACGUUUUUGGAAGAAUUUUUCUAAAGUUGUCAAUGCUAACGUUGUUCAAAAAUUGGGUCUCUCUGUUCCUGAGAAAUUAAAGUGGGAUGGACUGGAGUUCCUAAACAAAAUUGGUUCGCAAUCACAAGAUGUUGCAGAAGAUAUUUAUAUUGAAUCUGGUCUUGCGAUACCUGAAGGCACAGAUAUAUCAGACAAUAAAACAAGUGGUCAACCUUCCAUUGCUGCAAUUCAGUCUUCACUUCCAGAGGUAAAAAAGGCAACAGAGACUUUGAUGAAGCAAACUGAAUCAAUUUUAGGAGGUUUAAUGCUUUUGACCGCAACAGUUUCCAAAAUGAAAGAUGAAAGGCGUUCUUCUGAAGAGAGGAAAACCAAAGAAGAUUCUACCGAAGGAGUAGGCAGUGACAUUCAAUAUUCUGCUAGUGAAAAGUCUCCUACCCCAGAAAAUGGAUCAUUGUUGGAGGAUAAAAAAACUGAAGAGAUGAAAGCACUUUUUUCAACUGCUGAAAGUGCCAUGGAAGCUUGGACAAUGCUGGCCACUUCACUAGGUCAUCCAAGUUUCAUCAAGUCUGAGUUCGAAAAGAUAUGUUUCGUAGAUAAUGCAUCAACUGACACACAGGUUGCAAUUUGGCGUGAUUCUGCGCGAAGAAGGUUAGUGAUUGCAUUUCGGGGAACAGAACAGACGCAAUGGAAGGACUUUGUAACGGAUCUAAUGCUUGUUCCAGCCGGGCUGAAUCCUGAAAGGAUAGGUGGAGAUUUCAAGCAAGAGGUUCAAGUUCACAGUGGCUUUCUCGGUGCAUAUGAUUCAGUAAGGACAAGGAUCAUUUCUCUGAUUCGACUUGCAAUUGGUUAUGUAGAUGAUCAUUCUGAGUUCAUCCACAAAUGGCAUAUUUAUGUUACUGGUCAUAGUUUGGGUGGUGCAUUGGCUACCUUGCUUGCUCUUGAACUUUCAUCAAAUCAAUUAGCUAAGCGGGGAGCGAUUUCUUUUACUAUGUAUAAUUUUGGUUCUCCUAGGGUUGGUAACAAAAGAUUUGCAGAGGUUUACAAUGAGAAAGUUAAAGAUAGCUGGCGAAUUGUGAAUCACAGGGAUAUCAUACCUACAAUACCCCGGUUAAUGGGUUAUUGUCAUGUCAAUCAACCUUUAUUUCUUGCUGCGGGAGUUUCAACAAAUUCCUUAGAAAAUAAAGAUAUUUUGGGAGAUGGUUAUGAAGGUGAUGUUCUUGGGGAAUCCACACCAGAUGUCAUAGUCAACGAAUUUAUGAAGGGUGAAAUGGAACUUAUUGAGAAGUUGUUACAGACUGAAAUCAAUAUAUUCCGCUCAAUCAGAGAUGGAAGUGCUUACAUGCAGCAUAUGGAGGAUUUCUAUUACAUCACGUUACUAGAGAAUGUAAGAUCAAAUUACCAAGUUGCCUCAAGGUCAGAACAAGAUGUAAAUAACAGCUUAUACUGAGCCAACAAGGUCUGGUGGCUGCAAGGCCAGACAGAUGAGGUCCAUGUACAAAUAGAAGUACGUUACAUACAAACUGGAAGAAGAUACGGAUAAAAUGCACAUAAUAUUUACUGGUAUGGUAGGAUAUACUCAUUGUGAUUGAGAAGAAUAUUUGUUCUCAUUUUUUGUAUGAUCAAAACAGGAUUGAGUCUAGCAGAUUGGGUUAGUCUCAAAAUAUUACAACCAAAGUCAAAUCUCCACUGAGACUGAGAGGUGUCCAUAUGUAGUGUCACACUGUUAUGAAUAAGUGAAAUUCACAUGGGUCUCGUUAAUAGGCAUGAGAUCUACAUGAAUUAGUGGAACUCAUGGAUUUCACCUUAUUUUAGAGAGCGGGUUGAAAAUUAGGUUGGCAUGAUAACAAAUUAAAUCUGAGCAUCAUCUCAGUGUAUUUCUGGUUUCCAUUCUAGAACCAGUGCAAUAUGUUGUUGAUUUUCUAAUUUCAUUCUUUGUUCCAAAUAAUCUGUUCAGAGUAGUUUUCCGUAACUUGUAAGGGAAAUAACAACUUGGCAUGGUUUAAUAAAUUGUCUUUUGAAACUUAACUUUCAGUUGAAUUAAAGAA
This is a messenger RNA of Medicago truncatula (barrel medic), 3406 nucleotides long. RefSeq lists its product as uncharacterized. NCBI's taxonomy places the organism in Eukaryota, Viridiplantae, Streptophyta, Magnoliopsida, Fabales, Fabaceae. Bases 247 to 2808 code for a protein of 853 amino acids. The record is from RefSeq and is a predicted model, not a curated record. Gene Ontology annotation, biological process: lipid metabolic process. The transcript is spliced from 18 exons.